AUGGUUGUGCUUUACCAGGAAAAUGGACAUAGUAUUUGUGCAACAGCAAAUAAGUAUGAAAUUGAGCCAAAACAGUAUCCACGACUUGAGGAUGAACUUUUGGAGUGGUUUUGUGAAUUAAGAAAGUAG
Scutellospora calospora is the source of this 129-nucleotide messenger RNA. Lineage: Eukaryota; Fungi; Glomeromycota; Glomeromycetes; Diversisporales; Gigasporaceae. The record is from the annotation of a GenBank genome assembly.